This is a messenger RNA of Plasmodium coatneyi, 699 nucleotides long. Its product is annotated as Proteasome regulatory protein. Gene Ontology annotation, biological process: proteasome regulatory particle assembly. The record is from RefSeq and is a predicted model, not a curated record. Gene Ontology annotation, molecular function: protein binding. Gene Ontology annotation, cellular component: nucleus; cytoplasm. NCBI's taxonomy places the organism in Eukaryota, Apicomplexa, Aconoidasida, Haemosporida, Plasmodiidae. The transcript is spliced from 2 exons. The coding region runs from base 1 to 699 and encodes 232 amino acids.
AUGAACCUGGACGAGUUCAACGAACUGGUGAAGCAGAGAGAUGAAAUCGAGCGGGAAAUCAAGGAGAACGUGGAUUUCCUGGAGUCCCCAGAAAACAAAAGCGUGGGCAUGAAGGGCAAGCUGGUAGAUCAAGAAGGGUUCCCCAGAAACGAUAUAGACAUAUAUAGCAUCCGAGUUGCAAGGAACAAGGUCAUCUGCUUAAAAAACGAUUACCUAGAUAUGAAUAAAAGGAUAGAAGAGUACCUCCACAAGGUUCACACUUCUCAUCCUCCCAUACGAGUACAAAGGAGUAAGGCGAAGGACGAAGAAGGAAAUGACCCAAAUGAAUCUUCCUCAGAAAGUCACGUAGAAGAUUACGAUGAAUCAGCACCAGGUUAUGAACAGCUAAUCGAAGAAGCCAAAAGAAGUACCUUUGCCAUGAUCGAUGAGAUGGUAGAGAAUUCCCCUUCACAUAAGGCAGGGCUACGAAUCAACGAUUAUGUAUUUCAGUUUGGUGAUAUACGAAAAAAAAAAAAAAAAAAAAGUGAUGAAAGUGAAAAGGAUAAUGCAGACAUUUUCAGCAGAAUUGCAACUUACAUGAGUAACAAUCCCACCAGAAUUAAAGGGGGUAGUAGUUUAAAGGGAUUCCCAUCAGGUGAGAUGAUAUACUACAAAGGGGGACCAAUAAAAUGGAACAGAAGUUACAAGGAAAAGGUGUAG